ACAAUGAUACUGCAUUAGGGUAGUUUUGAAAGUUGAGUCUAAAUGGUUUAAAUAUAUUUUUGGGGCUCCAAAUCCAAUCUUCCAUUGUUUACCAAAAAUAAAUAAAAAAUAAAAAAUUUCUCAAUUUACCAUAACACGCAAAUCUCGAUCCAGAUUUCCAGAGUCAACAACCCCUCAUUGUGAGAACAAUGUCUCUCCUCCUGAAACAAAUACGAUUUAUAAAUACUACCUCUUUAGUUCGUCCUCUCCCCAUCCCAAACAAGCUGAGCAAAUCAAUGAGCUGCACUACCAUUGUUAAACACUCAAAUCUGAGUAGUUCAAUCAACCCAGAAGUAGCCCAUGAGUUCCCAUUCUUCCGAGUAUACAAAGUUGGCCGAAUCGAGAAAUUCCGGUGGCCACCGCAAAAAAUCCCACCCUCCGACGAUCCCAUCACCGGCGUAAAAUCCAAAGACGUCGUCGUUUCACCCGACCCCGACAUUUCCGCUCGGAUCUUCCUUCCACGGGUGUCGGAUCCCGCCCACAAGCUUCCACUCCUCUUCUACGUCCACGGCGGCGGCUUCUCCUUCGAGUCCGCUUUCUCCACCCAAACCGACCACUACGUCCGGAUCCUCGCCGCCGAAGCCAAAGCCGUCGCCGUAUCGGUCGAGUACCGGCUGGCGCCGGAGCACCCGAUACCAGCCUGCUACGAAGAUUGCUGGGCGGCUCUCCAGUGGGUCGCGUCCCACGCUAGCGGAAAUGGUCCCGAGCCGUGGCUGAAUAACCACGCCGACUUCGGCCGACUGUUUCUCGCCGGAGAAAGUGCCGGCGCGAACAUCUGUCACACAUUGGCGGUACGGGUCGGGACAGUCGGACUACCAAAUUCGAGGAUUGUCGGGGCGGUUUUGAGCCACCCGUAUUUUGGAGGUACGGACGACGACGCGAUGUGGCUGUACAUGUGUCCAACUAGUAGUGGGUUGGAGGAUCGUAGGCUGAAACCGGCCGCAGAGGAUCUGUGCGUUUUGGGUUGCGAAAGAGUGUUGGUGUCCGUGGCGGAGAGAGAUCAUUUGUGUAGGAUUGGUAGGGCCUACUAUGAGGAUCUGAAGAAAAGUGGCUGGAAAGGAACGGUGGAGAUUGUUGAGAGUCUUGGUGAGGAGCAUUGCUUUCAUAUGGAUGACCCCACGUGUGAUAAUGCUACGGCUCUGAUAAAAAGGAUUGUUUCUUUCAUAAAGCAUGAUUAAAUAAGUGGGACACCAUGUUGAUGCCUUUUUUUUUUCUUUUUUUUUUUCAGGUCAUUUUGAAUUAUGUUUGGGUAUGUUAUGAGUGUCUUCCGAGUUCUUAUUGCCAUUGGAAAUUGGCUUUUUGACGGCUGAUUUCUAAUUUUGAAGCAUCCAAUGUCUUUCUGAAAUGCAACCCAUAUGGGACCACACCACCUACCAAUUGUUUAUACUACUAGUAUAUAUCGGACUAAUGAAGUGUUAUCAAGUACGGUGAUAAAUUAAAAAAAGGGUAAAAUAAAAAUUAUGUGCAUUGUUAGUCGCA
Messenger RNA from Cornus florida, 1518 nucleotides. RefSeq names its product probable carboxylesterase 1. NCBI's taxonomy places the organism in Eukaryota, Viridiplantae, Streptophyta, Magnoliopsida, Cornales, Cornaceae. Bases 189 to 1217 code for a protein of 342 amino acids. Gene Ontology annotation, molecular function: hydrolase activity. The transcript has 2 exons. The record is from RefSeq and is a predicted model, not a curated record.